This is a messenger RNA of Stomoxys calcitrans (stable fly), 1807 nucleotides long. Its product is annotated as probable cytochrome P450 28d1. Lineage: Eukaryota; Metazoa; Arthropoda; Insecta; Diptera; Muscidae. The transcript is spliced from 8 exons. The coding region runs from base 215 to 1729 and encodes 504 amino acids. The record is from RefSeq and is a predicted model, not a curated record. Gene Ontology annotation, molecular function: heme binding; oxidoreductase activity, acting on paired donors, with incorporation or reduction of molecular oxygen; iron ion binding.
GCUAGACAAACAUCCGGGUGAAAGAUAUUUUCAUGCGCAAGAGUAAUAUUACCAUCUCUACUACAAUACGAUAUGGUUGCAAUGGAAUCAUAUCAUUUUAAUCAUCAACCGACUAUCAACGCGUAAACACACAACAACAGAGUGCAGAGAGAGAUAACAUACUUUAAUAAAAUCGACUAAUAAAGAAACAGUGUUCCCUUAUUGAAAUUAUAACAUGUCUCCGGAAACGGUAGUCUUAAUAAGCCUCUGGCUCAUUGCAACAUUAUUUGGUUUGAUUUAUUUGUUUUUGCGAUGGAAUUUCAACUAUUGGUCGUAUUUUAAAGUAAAUGGACCUAAGCCAGAUAUCUAUUUUGGAAAUUUGCCCAGUGCUGUAACCAAGAAACGUCAUGUUAUCUACGAUAUAUGGAAUAUUUAUGAUGUUUACAAGCAUACUGAUUAUUUUGUUGGAAUUUUUAAAAAUCGUACACCGCAGUUAAUGAUACUUAAUCCACAGAUGGCAAAACAAAUUUAUGUAAAGGACUUUAAACAUUUUUCUGACAAUGAAGCAUCAACAAUGGUGGAUGAAAAAGUCGACUUUCUUUUUGGAAAUAAUCCCUUUUCGUCAUCAGGAGAGAAGUGGAAGCAAAGAAGAUCUGAAAUUGUUCCCGGUUUAACAUUAAACCGAAUCAAGGCCAUGUUUCCGAUUACGCUGGAAAUAUGCAAACGCAUGAAUGUAUUUAUUGAGGGUCAAAUUAAAAAUCCCAGCCUGGAGGGCACAAAUGCGAAGGAUCUAACUUCCCGCUUUAUGGCUGACAUUAUAGCCGAUUGCAUCAUGGGCAUACAAAGUGAUAGCUUUAGGGACUCAAAUUCACCUCUAUUGGUUUUGAGAGAGAAAAUGUUCCAGUACUCACCUGUGUACAGUAUCAUUGUUGGCUUAUUGCCAGUUAUCCAUAAGUUAAAGAAAAUGCGUUUUAUUACUAAGGAAUACGAGACUUACUUUGUCGGGCUAAUGGAAACUGCAAUAAAUAUAAGAAAAGCAGGUACAGAAACAAAAGUAAGAUGCGAUUUUCUCAAUUACAUGCUGCAACUGCAGCAAAAGAAAAAUCUUACAAACAUGGAAGUAUGUGCGCAUUCGAUGACCUUUUUGCUGGAUGGUUUCGAAACAGUGUCAUCAAUAUUGGCUCAUACAUUAUUAAUGCUGGCUCGAUAUCCGUUGAUUCAACAAAAGUUGAGGCAAGAAAUUACAGAUAAAUUGGGUAAAAGUAGGGACUUUGGUAUAAUUCAUGAGUUGCCCUAUUUAAAUGCCUGCAUACAUGAAUCACUUCGAAUAUUUCCCGUUGAUUUUGCGUCCACCAAAAUUUGUACCGAACCCAUUGAGCUGAUCAAUAAAAAUGGCACGACCUUUAAAGUGCCUCGUGGCAUGAUAGUCAUUAUUCCCAAAUAUCCCAUAAUGAUGGACGAUGAAUAUUACCCGGAUGCUUGUGAAUUUCAACCAGAACGUUUCUUGGAAGAUAAUGGUGGUAUUAAACAAUAUUUCAAUAAGGGUCUCUAUUGGUGCUAUGGCGAUGGUCCUAGAAUAUGUUUGGGCGUUACUUUUGGCUUUGUUCAAAUUAAGGCUGCUCUGGUGGAAAUUUUAACGAAAUUUAAAGUUAAGCCGAAUCCAAAAACUCGCAACGAUUAUACAUUUGAUCCUACAUAUUUCUUGGCUCGAUUGAAAGGUGGAAUCUUUUUGGAUUUUGAAGCGAUAUGACUGGAGUAUUGAAAUUUAUAGCAAUGAUUUCGCAAAAAUAAAAACUAAAAUUGUGAUGAAGUGUGUAGUGUCAACCAA